AUGGUUUUAAACGAGAGCGCGCGCGCGGUGUCAGUCUCUUCCUUUCUCUCUUAUGUGUGUGUGUGUAACUCUCCAGUCUCACACUCGUUCGAGAUCGCGUUUUCUACCUCUCUCGCGGAAACUUCGAUGUGUACGUGUGUGCGCGCGUGUGUGUGUGUGUAUACUGAUGUUUUCUUUAGAGUGCGCGCGCGUCGGACUUUUCCCGAAACGUCGCACCGAGAAGAGAGACUUUUCUAUAACUGUUUUUCCAACGACCUUUUCUCUUUUCUCUGGAGUGAUGGUCUAUACCCUGAUCCCAGGACACUAACUCUAAUUUCAGUUUUUCACAAAAAUCAUCGAGCAGAAAAUUCGUCCCAAAAACAUCUCAUCAGCAUUCAUCAUCGCCCUCACAAUUUGAAAAGAGUUUGGAAGACGAGAGAAACGUUUCACCACGCGAUGUCAUCACUCGCAGAGCAACCACCACAAGCAGCGGCGCAAGAAGGUGCUGUUGACACCACAAUUACCACCGCGGCCGAUGCUGCUGAGAAGAAUAAAAACGACGACGACGUAGAAAUGAAAGAAGCAAACGACAACAUCAUCAUCACCACCACCGCCCCUGCUGCUCCUCCUAGUGCUGCUGCUGCCGAGAUUGACGACGGAGCUGCUGCCGAUGAGGAGGAGGAGGAUGCGGGAGGAGAAAAAAACGAACAAGAAGAAAAAGAAGAAAAAGAACAAGAAGAAGAAGAAGAAAGAGAGAAGUACGACCCGAAAGAAGGUCCGAAAAUACUCGCCAACGUACCGGACCUCCCCAGAAACGCUGCCCUACACAUGACGGAACAACAAAAGUACGCAUUGAGGCAACAAAUAGCCUCCUACGCGCACAUUUGUCAACAGCUGUUGCAAUUGACCCACGAAGCUGCAUUAAGAGACUUGCAAAUGAGCGCGCGAGGAGAGUACGACCGUCACGCGACGCACGCGUCUUCCGCUUACCCCCGAGAGAAACAACCGAAGAAAGAGAAACCGCACAAAGAGCGAAAAACACCAGCCUCGAUAUUCUCCAACACUGGAGUGUAUUCCGUUCCCGGGAAAGUUCGAUGGCAACCGACGACGGCACAGUUUGAACGUUUAGAACAGCUCUUCGCGAUUGAUACGACGACGCCGCAGAGAGAAAAUUUGAAACAAGUGACGGAAGAGUUGAGCGCGCUCGGCCCCAUUCAAGAGUGCAACGUGUAUAAUUGGUUUCAGAAUAAGAAGGCGAGAUUGAAGAAACGGGAGCAAGACGCGGCGAGGGAAAGAAUGGAAGAGGAAAUGAGAGCGAAAGCGGACCAAUACAACGCGCAACAACAACAAAUGGGAAACUUGAGUUAA
Molecule: messenger RNA, 1347 nt
Organism: Bathycoccus prasinos
Lineage: Eukaryota; Viridiplantae; Chlorophyta; Mamiellophyceae; Mamiellales; Bathycoccaceae
Exons: 1
Coding region: 1-1347 (448 amino acids)
Molecular function (GO): DNA-binding transcription factor activity; DNA binding
Source: RefSeq, a predicted model, not a curated record